Molecule: messenger RNA, 1224 nt
Organism: Phycomyces blakesleeanus NRRL 1555(-)
Lineage: Eukaryota; Fungi; Mucoromycota; Mucoromycetes; Mucorales; Phycomycetaceae
Exons: 8
Coding region: 1-1224 (407 amino acids)
Biological process (GO): negative regulation of transcription by RNA polymerase II
Cellular component (GO): ESC/E(Z) complex
Molecular function (GO): protein binding; nucleosome binding
Source: RefSeq, a predicted model, not a curated record
AUGAUGGGGCUUCAGAAACGACGAUUGUCGAAUACUUCUUUGUCAAAAAGCAAAAUUAUAAAGCUCGAAACGAAUGAAACUGUCCCUAAAGAACUUUCCCGAGAUGAAAGACAGGAACGAGUUUUUGCAAAUAUGCGAUUGAGACGAAUUGUAAAAGAGAAUCAUGGCCAGAUCUCCUUUUUCUUCAACAAUAAGAAUUUCGCUGGACCGGUUGGAAUUGAUCACAACAAGACAUUUGACAAAAGAGGAGCAGUUCAGCGUGAUCAGACAGAUACCAGUAAUAUUUUGGCAACAGUCGGAGGCUGUCAGCUGAAUGUGUACGACAAUGAACACUGCGGUGAUCAUCUUGACAUCAUGUCCAAUUUUGAUCUCACUGCAGGAAACACAGAGGAAUCUACAGUCAAACAAAACUUGUUGACAUUCUGUUGGCUGUACAGAGAAGGUGAUGCUUGGCUGGCGACAGGGGGAUCUGAUAGAAAGAUACACAUUAUCAGUUUAGCCAAUUCUGAAGAAAUAUGUAUUCUUGAAGGACACACAAAGACCAUUGUCGAUAUCCAGGCUCAUCCCAAAAACGACAAACAUAUUCUUUCAACCUCUAAAGACGGAACAAUGCGAUUAUGGGAUGUUGAUACUAAGAAAUGCCUGGUUUUAUUUGAGGCAGAGUCUACUAUAGCAUGCUUUCAUCCCUCAGGAACAAAGUUUGUCUCUGGUGGCUCUAGAGGUGAAUUAAGGGAGUGGCAGAUCCCAAAUCAUACGGUAUUCGAUGGAAUGGACGACUAUAUCACAGUAGAAAAGAGGCAUUCGCGUGUAUUAAAAAAAGUCCAUGGAGAAAGUUAUAUUGAUUGCAUUCGAUAUGCCAACGGAAACUUGCUGUCGAAAUCUAUUAAUGGCCGUAUUGAAUACUGGGAUCCCGAAUCAGAUAAGAUGAUGCGCUCUUUCCGUGUACGCACAGGAGAAAACUUUUCUAGAUUUGAUGUGAGCUUGGAUGAAAGGUUCAUUGGUGUAGGUACUAGUCAAGGCAGUGUGUUUAUUUAUAAUAUCGAUACCGGUAAAAUGGUUGCUGAGCUUGCUCACAGACGAUCAACAAAAUCUGUUCGAUGCUGUGCCUUUUCCCUUGAUUGUCGUCAAAUGGUAUGUGCUGGUGAAGAUGGAUUUAUCUGGAGAUACGAUUUCAUUGAAGAUGCCACACUUGAGGAAUGGGCAAACUGGAAGAAAUCAGAAUAG